UCUCGAGCCAUGGCCCAGGCUCAAAAAUAGAAAAGUAUUCCAUCGCCUCGCCGUGGGUGCUCAAACCCUCUCUCUCUGUCUCGGAGCGCCGUCGCGAGCGAUUCCGGCGCGGAGACGCGGCGCGGCUGAUACGCGGCCGGGAGCACCGAUUUGGAGUGCAGGCUCGGUUGCGGCGAGGAUCGAUCGCUGGGGCGCAUGUACGGGCAGCGCCGCAGCGGGCUGCCCGUGGGCGACGACGGAGCAGCAUCCUGAUGCCCGCGCAUCGAUUGCCCCUGCUGCUGCUUGGUGCCCACUAGCCUUUGUAUGGCCCUUCUUGGUGCUGAUUACAUUCUGCUGCUGCUGCUGCUUGCGCCGCCGCCACCGUCGCCGCCGCUUCUUUCUCUUGCUCUACUUGGUUAUCCGAAAGCUCAGUGAACCAGGCUAGCUGUUGCAAUGCAACGUCCUGGAGAGGAAAUUUGCAGACUCAACUUAUGGGACAAGGGUCAGGUGUUCGCUGCUACCGAGAACCUCCAAAGGUCCAUUGAGCAGACCCCCUACUCGAUCCAGGCAGACACCAUCGUCUGCUGUUUCUCCCUCAGCAGGUGCCAGUCUGAAAGCAGCAGCUAUGCCGGUUAUGCAUCCAGUGACGGUGGCGACAAUCCAGCAAGCAGCAGUGCGCAACAGCUUCAUUACCCAUCACAUGCCCACAUGGACCCUGGGCAUGUCCAGCUUAUCUUACCGGGCUCUAUGACCCUGCUAGAGGAUAUUUUCCACAAUUAUGAAGUGACAUUCGGGCCUGGCUACAAGGAAAUUCUACUCCAAGCCUUCUUGGCCAACUCAGACAAAUUGUGCAGUUUUUUCUAUGAAGCGGAUGUCCCAUGGAUUCUUCGUAGAAGCACAAGGACCUUCAAGGAUCCUUCUGAGUGUACAGAAGAAUUGAUCACCAUGUUGAAAGUCAAUACCCAAGUCCUCUGUCUGAUGCAACAUCAGCUAUGUGAGCAGAGUCGACCAUUUGAGGAGUUAAAAAUAGGCUACUUCAACCAGUUUGCAAAGUGUCAUAUCAAGAAGCUCUUGGACAUUGCAGUUUGUCUUAGUGAGACAGUGUGGUCUGCCACUCAUAUUUGUCCCAUGCUGCUUGCCUAUGAGGCACUUAUGGAUGUCCUUCCUCUUAUUCAAAAGUUUGCUUCCAGUGAAUCUGAUGAUUUCUUUUCCAAUAUUUUACGCAACAUGAGGGAAGCUUUCAGGAAGUUAAUUGGCCAUAUCAAGCACUUCAUACAGUCCAAUAUGGAAAAGCAUCUGGAUGACGUUGCCAUUCAUCCAAUGACAUGUUUCCUCAUAUGCUCAAUAAAAUCCUUCGGGAGUCACAGAAAUUUAGUGCAAUCCACUCUAGCCCCUGGUGACAACUCCAGCUCAUUUGGCCAUCUUCUGUAUGACGUGAUUACUUGCUGGAAGUCUGUGCUCACUGAACAUUCAAACAUAUACCGUGCGGAUCUGCAGCGGCAAUACAUUUUCUUAUUGAACAAUGCAUAUCAUUUCAAUACAAAGACAGACGGUCUGUUGGAUGAGCUGCUAUCUGAUAGGCAGAUUAUUAAGCAGCAUGAUGACGAGUUCAAGCUACUCUUCAAGAAGUGGACUGAGAGUUGCACAGAAGAGGCUUGCACUCCAGCCAAGUCUUGUUUGAACCCCAACUGUUGGUGGGGCAGUCAGCGCCGGUCCCUGGUUGCAUUUACUUCAAAAUUCAACAAGACGUUUGAUCGUCAGAAAACUUGGAAGGUUCCCGAUGUCGUGCUACGGCAGGUACUAAAAGAUCGUAUACAGGAUUGCAUUCUGCCAGACUACACAAGGUGCCUUGAGAACUGUUCAAGUUCAGGACUAUUUUGUUCAUGUCUGCAGAUAGCUUCAGGAGACAUAUAUACCACAGAGACUUUAGAAACGACGGUGCAGGGCUUCUUUGAAGGAUAAACUGCAGAUCCUAGCUCUCUCUCUCUCUUAGAUGGAGCUCCAUUUCUCACUGUUGUUCUAGCACAACUGUGAAUAAUUGUAAUUAUAUAGCUUAGAAUACUAGAAGAACAAUACAUAUAUAUCAGGAAUAGGGCUCCUCCUCUGUACUUGUACCUGCGAUUGAGGAAGAAACUUGACAUGGAGUUGAAGGUAGUUUUCAUUAAGAUACAGCGCCUGUAUCUUGACUAUUUGACGAGUAGUGUAUGAUGUACUCCUUCCUAUA
Messenger RNA from Triticum dicoccoides, 2203 nucleotides. RefSeq lists its product as uncharacterized. The record is from RefSeq and is a predicted model, not a curated record. Lineage: Eukaryota; Viridiplantae; Streptophyta; Magnoliopsida; Poales; Poaceae. The transcript is spliced from 3 exons. Gene Ontology annotation, molecular function: phosphatidylinositol-4,5-bisphosphate binding. Gene Ontology annotation, cellular component: exocyst. Gene Ontology annotation, biological process: exocytosis. The coding region runs from base 433 to 1941 and encodes 502 amino acids.